Molecule: messenger RNA, 5446 nt
Organism: Dermacentor albipictus
Lineage: Eukaryota; Metazoa; Arthropoda; Arachnida; Ixodida; Ixodidae
Gene: GckIII
Product: Germinal centre kinase III
Biological process (GO): protein phosphorylation
Cellular component (GO): cytoplasm
Molecular function (GO): ATP binding; protein serine/threonine kinase activity
Source: RefSeq, a predicted model, not a curated record
GGGUCUUAUACUCUUUUGUCCUUUCCUGUAUGUGCGUGGGCAGCUUACUCCGGCAGUAGCCCGCAGUGGUUUCUUUGUCGGCGCCUGCCAUUGGGCACGAGCAGCAGUAGAAACGAAGGGAGGAUACGCGUCAAAUCGCUGCACGCUCUUCGUCGGAAGUCACCAUGGAUUCCUUCGCCGAGCAGGACAAGGUGGACCCGGAGCUGAUCUUCACCAAACAGGAGCGGAUCGGCAAGGGUUCGUUCGGCGAGGUGUUCAAGGGCCUGGACAACCGGACGCAGCAGGUGGUCGCCAUCAAGAUCAUCGAUCUGGAGGAGGCAGAGGACGAGAUUGAGGACAUCCAGCAGGAGAUCAUGGUGCUGUCGCAGUGCGACUCGCCCUACGUGACGCGCUACUACGGCUCCUACCUGAAGGGCACCCGGCUGUGGAUCAUCAUGGAGUACCUGGGCGGCGGCUCGGCCCUAGACCUGAUGAAGGCGGGCCGCUUCGACGAGCUCCACAUCGCCGUCAUCCUGCGCGAGGUGCUCAAGGGGCUCGACUACCUGCACUGCGAGCGCAAGCUGCACCGCGACAUCAAGGCCGCCAACGUGCUGCUCUCCGAGAUGGGCGACGUCAAGCUGGCCGACUUCGGCGUCGCCGGCCAGCUGACCAACACCACGAGCAAGCGGAACACGUUCGUGGGCACGCCCUUCUGGAUGGCGCCGGAGGUCAUCAAGCAGUCGGCCUACGACUCCAAGGCUGACAUCUGGAGUCUGGGCAUCACGGCGAUCGAGUUGGCAAAGGGCGAGCCACCGAACUCUGACUUGCACCCAAUGCGUGUCCUCUUCCUCAUUCCCAAGAACAACCCGCCACAGCUGACUGGAAACUACAGCAAGCAGUUCAAGGAGUUUGUUGAAGCCUGCCUCAACAAGGACCCAGAGAAUCGACCAACAGCAAAAGAACUGCUCAGGUUUCCAUUCAUCCGAAAGGCAAAGAAAACCUCCUACCUAAUGGACCUUAUAGAGAAGUAUAAGCGAUGGAAAGCAGCUGGGGGUGGCCAAAGUGACAGCGACUCAGAGACAUCCGAUUCGGAUGAGUCCAAGAUGAACGACACAUGGAAGAGCCUACGUUGGGACCUGGGCACAGUCAAGGCACCUCCUGGGUCACUUGACCUGCGUGGCUCUCCACCCGACAACUACCGGCCCAAAGGCGGGCGCCUCAACGGCGAGAGCUCUCCAACAACAGUCGGCAUGCUGCCUUCCUCGGAUGUAAUCUACAGUCGCACUCCUGAGCCAAAGCUGGCCUCGUCACCUACUCGGCCAUCAAGCAUGGCUCCCAUGCCACCUUCGUCUUCGCCAUAUCGGUCAUCGUACAACCGUGACCAGGGUGAUGUGACCCCAGAUGGGGACAGCUCGCCUCCGCUGGCCAGCAGCCCCAGCAAGGAGCUGCGCAACCACACGGUGUCACCCGAGCCCACCUCCCAUAGUCGAAGCAGCAACAGCAGUAGCGGCGGUGGCAAUGGUGGCAGGGACUCCUCCUCGUCCCUCGGCAGCUUGCAGUCUCCGCCUGCAUCACCUACCAAGUCAGCGUCACCGGCAUCUCCACGAGUUAAUGAUGCAAGUGGCAGCAGUGCCAUUGAGCCUCUCCUUAACGAGGCUCAGAGGAGGCAUAAGACCAGCCACCGCAACUCCGGCGGAGAACUCACUGAGGCUGUUGAUGAAUUACGGGAUGCAUUCGAGCGUGCUGAGCGAGCUUGCCCAGGCAUCUGUGAUGUCUUUCUCUGUGAGAUGCUGCACCGGCUUGCACCUGGCCUGAGCCUCCAUCGGAUACAGGAUGCCCUUCAGCGGCUAAGGGAAAGUGCGUAAUGAUUUCUCGACACCGGGGUAGCCAUGGCAAAGGUAUCCACACAUUGUAAUGACUACUACACUUGCCACAGCAGUUUUGCUGCUUCCCUCCAGCGGUGUCUCCAGCGGUGUCUGCAACAGUGGCGACCUCCUGAAUGAAUGCACAACACGGGCAAUACCGGUGCCCAAUUCCAACAAGCCUGCAGUGCUCCCUUCUGUCUCCUUCGGAGUGAUGCGAAUGUGUCUGGAACCGGUGUGCACCCAAGGAAGCAGCAGCCAGCCAGUGAACUAACAAAUGGAAGAUGAAGUUGCUUUGUUUAGAUUAAGGCGAAGCAGAUGCCCGUUUAUACCUGGUGCAGAAUGGUAGCAGUUUGAGAACCCUUCCAACGUUCCAACUUAAAAGUCGAGCCCUCGUAUGCAGGGCAUGAAAAGGAGGAAUGAAGCUGCAAAAUGCAAGACUGGCCUCUGUUGCCAUUGUCAUUAAGGACAGCAGUCCUCAACCAUGCCGUUCUUUUUUUUUUUUUCCUUGUUUGUAAAAUUUUUAUGGCUGUUAAAAGGGGCGUUGCGAUGCCACAUGGACUGUCAUUGUGACAGUUGCAUUUUACAUGUCAGUGUCACUGUCAGCCCCUUUGAUCACAUGUGAGAAAAUGUAGCUGGUAGUGCAGCUCCAUUGAUGUGGAAGUGCACACUUGAGAUGAGCCAAGCCUUGACAUCCUGGCAAGGCCGGACUUUUCCUGUUUCUUCUCGCUCUGCCUUUAGAUGGGGCGCCUAGCUCUCCCCCUUGCCAGCGGCCCUUGCUUGUCUAGUGUCUCCAUGUGACAAGGAAGCCCCCGUUUCUGUUAUUUAUGUACAUCGGCCAGCCAGCACAGUGUGUUAGCUGCUAGAUUCAUCAUUGCAACAGUGGGUUGCCAAGAAAAUGAAAAUUCUCGUUUCAGUUUGUAAGAAAAGAAGAAAUGAGAAUUUCCACCUGGCUGGAUACCGUCGCCUGUGUACUUCCUUGCCACUCUGAAGAUCGCUGUGUGAAUGCGCGGUGUCAGUUGUGCAAGUGCUGCUUGCAUGCACGUGCGUCACCUUUUGUGUGCAGAGAACGAAGUGCCAGUGAAGUGACUGAGGUAGACCAAACAAGUGCAAGGCAGAAGAUCAACCAUGAAAUGGUCAUGCAAAGCGCACACGUGUGCUUCUCUUCCGGUGAACAUGGACAUGUCGACACAUCUUGGCGACCUUGUGUGUGAUUCCUUUGUGAGAGCCACCCUUUGUCAUGUACAACAGUACAGUCUUCCUUUCCAGCUGAAGUAGCGCGUUGUGUCCUCAGACAUCCCACUUGACUAUGUUGUUUCUGUCCUAGUAGCACAUGCAAGCUGGGUUAUCCUUUAGAAGUGCAAACUUUUUAAUUGUGGGAGGUUAUGCGCUGUGAUGCCGCUAGCCACACUUCACUCGUGAAUGUCUCUUCUGUUUCCUUCUGUUGUCUCCUCCCGAGUAAUGAGCAUACCCUCUCACUGAAGUGUACUUAAUGAUGGCUAAAGAGGACAGGUGUGAAGUAUGGGAUGCAAGACUGUGAAGUCAUGAGGAGCUUAGAGUGUCACGAUCUUUUUCUCUCCCUACCCUUUUUUCCCCUCUUUAACGCUGAAAGCAAGUUCUCAGCUGCAGCAAAACACAGUGGCCAACUGGCCACACAACACCGCUUGUACAAGGGGUGAUAUUUGUUGCCUUUCGCAAGCUGCUGUGGCCUGUCUGUGCCCUUGAUGCCUAGCUCAGCGCAAAGCACUUGUUUAAGCAUCAACAGCAAUCCAAGCUGACUCGUCUUGUCUCGUGACGCAUACUUUUCGCGAUGACAUAUCAUACUUGUUGAAGACGGUCACGAAGCUCUAGUUGUUUGUACAGCAUCGAGUAAGCAGAAUGAAAAAAAAAAAAAGUUAUUUUUUUGUAAGUUGUGCAAGCAGUGAAAAAAAAAAAGACACCUGACUGCAGUGUUUUAGCAUCCAAGGUUGUACAGUUUCCAUGCAUUCUCCUGCCUUGUUUCUUUGUCGUUGUUCUGCCUGCUCUUGCCUUGCACACCUGUGCUCCUUUUUUGGAGAAUUGUGCAGAAUCAACUGCAUGGAGAGGGGGGACUACCUUGCGAGUACACUGGUUCAUGAUCUACUUAGUAGUGAUGCAAAGUUACGGAGCUUUCGCCGGUAAAUUGUGGCAUAGUUUGCAUCACAAAUGUAUAAGUUUAGGUGAUGUUUUCUGCUGCAUUGCUUUCAUGGGACCAGCUAAGUUGAAAUCUGUUGGCAUUUGUAAAAAUAAUAAAACAAAUUGAGAUGCUAACUACCAAGUGUCAUCAUUUGGCUGCUUGGUAGAGUCAACGAGAGCCUUAUGGAGGUUAAAAAUUUAGAUCUACAUGUAGUUUACUUUUGCCAGUGCCACUUGUACUUCCAGCCUAUAAUGAGCAUAUGAACUACUGAAUACCUUUAGUGUUACCUGACUGAGUCAAUUCCAUGCAGUGGGCACAAAUGCAUCAUUUAAAUUAAACAUGAGACAGGCAUACGUAUGCCUUGUAGAGCAUGUAAAAUAACAAAGCUGUGAUUAAAGUCAUCACUACACUGUUGCAGGCUAUGCUGCUUGCAACUUUGCAUCGCUACUGCAUUGUAUGCACCAGUGUUUACAUCUCACCACAGUAACAAAAUUAUGGCAGAAAAAGAAGUUGUGUUGGAAGUGUUUUUCGCUGUUGAAUUGUGCAAGUGAGACUAAUUUAGACCUGAAUAUUAAACUGAUUUCUUCAGCACUUUGGUGGCGAAUCGUCUUGUUCAUCAUAUUCAUACCCGUUGACCACAUGCAGACACGUCCAGUGUUGUCAUAUAUCAUAGUAUUCAAGAUGAGGAGUACCCUCUUCAAACAUGUACCUUCACUCUGAGUACCUAGAGCCUAGAGAGCCUCCUAUUUUUACUUCACAUUAAAAAAGAGAGGGGGAGCUACAAUAAUGUUCACAUACAGCAUAGAAUAAAGAUAUAAAAAGAGCACUAUUCUGCAAACAUUAUUUUCGAUUUCUGAGUAACUGGGGCCAGAAUAGAGAAUUAUUUAGUAUCAGAAAAAAACUUCCACAGAAGAAGCAGAGAAAGUCCAAGGAUUUACCUUGUGCCGGCUUUUGCGAUUGCUUCACAUUUCAAUUGCAUGACAUGUAGAACAUGUGGGUGGCUUCGUUUGCAGCCUAUCGGCGGGUUGUAGAGCUACGUGGUUGAAGUUAGAAACUUGCCGUUCACUGUUAAAUUUGCAGCACGGAUAGAUAAAGAUACUUCCCUUCCCUGGUGAACUGUUGCUGCAUGCAUAAAAGAUUUGUUCCUGCUUUUUGCACAGUGAGCUUGGCUUUUAUUCCUCGGGUAUAGGUCAAGUGUGUUGACAUUCUCCUUCCCUCAGCAGUGUCCUUUCCUUGCCUGGCACUUUUUGUCCUGUCAGAGGUGUAAAUUAGGUUUAUAAUGUUCUGCUGCUGCGAGAACAGACCCCUCAGACCUGUACUUAGAGGCAAGAAAAGGGAGAGCUUUUGUUUCUUGUCUUUUCCCUGCCUAGCUCGUUCUUUGCAAUGCACUGUCAACAGGAAGGUGUAAAUACAAAGUGUGACAUAUUGACAAUAAAUUUUUCAGAAACAA